Messenger RNA from Closterium sp. Naga37s-1, 2357 nucleotides. Lineage: Eukaryota; Viridiplantae; Streptophyta; Zygnematophyceae; Desmidiales; Closteriaceae. The record is from the annotation of a GenBank genome assembly.
CGGCGGUGCUGGCAGUGUGUCAGCAGCAGUGGGCGAUAAGGCUGACUGGGUGGGACAAAGGGGGGCAGUGCAAUGCAGUGCAUGGCGUGGAGUGCGACAAUGAUGGCAUGAUUACUUACAUGAAAAUUCAAGAUCAGCCUCUGGACGGCCCCUUACCAGAUGCCAUCGGCAACCUCACAGCCCUCACCACUCUCUUACUCUCAAAGAAUAACCUCUCCGGCUCCAUCCCACGCUCCUCUCGCCUAACACUUUUAGAGCAACUGGGUUUGAACUACAACCCUCGGAUCACAGGGUCUAUUCCCCAGGCACUCUCAACCCUCAAGAACCUUCAAUCACUAGGUUUAGACACCAUGAAUCUAACAGGGCCUUUUCCAUCAUGGCUACCAGGUCUCAGCAAAAUCUUCAGCAUAAGCCUUUAUGGCAAUCAGCUGAGCGGAUCCAUCCCAAAUUCAUUAGCCAGCGCGGCCAACCUUUUGACCUUCUGGGUGCAGCAGAACCAAUUCAGUGGCGCCAUCCCUGAGUUCGUUGGAAGCCUCGGCCAGUUGAAUGACUUGGUUCUCAACAGCAACAGGUUCACAGGCGGCAUUCCCCAAAGCAUAGGCAACUUGAGAAACAUCACGACAUUCAUUUUGGCCGACAACCUCCUGACUGGAUCCAUCCUCAGCACCCUCUCGCGCCUCACUGCUCUUGAAACCCUGAUCUUUGCAUUCAACAGACUGAGUGGAUCCCUGCCCUCAUGGGUCACGGGGUUGACCACUCUCAAGUACAUCGACUUGAGUUACAACAAUUUCUCCGGUACCCUGCCUGCUGGUCUCGGCAACCUUCUGCAACUCACCUCCCUCUACGUGCAAAACACAUCACUCGUGUGCCCGCCUGACGCCUCCCCUUGCGUGGUCCCUCAACCUUCCAGCACUGCCUUCUGUCAACAGUGCCCCACUUUCUGCUCCGCCUGCACUAGUGCUGCGGGUGGUUCUGCUGCCGCCCCGCCCCCUGCAGCCACCACCACCACCACCACCACCACCACCACCACCACCACCACCACCACCACCACCACCACCAGCAGCACCAGCAGCACCAGCAGCACCAGCACCAACGCCACCACCACAACCGAUCAAUCCGGCCUGUCAACGGGUGCAAUCAUCGGCAUUGUGGUGGCAGCAGUCCUCCUGCUGUUGCUCCUCAUCGCUUCAGCGUGGUGGAUCCUCACAACACGUGCACGCCGCAACAAGACCACUCUUGCAGCUGCAGCCACAUGCGUCUCAGUCAGCAGCUCAACAGCAUUCCAGCAGCUCCCUCUCGAGAUGGUCACCCGCGCUACGGACGACUGGGCCAAGGCCAACCUGCUGGGGUCGGGGGGCUAUGGCGACGUGUACAAGGGCGUGUCGCCGCUCGAUGGUGUCACGCUGUGGGCUGUGAAGCGCGCCAAAGUGAUCACCAACGACUUCCAGCGGGAGGUGACCCAGAUGUCCACGAAGCACCAUCCCAACUUGGUGCGGCUGCUGGGGUUCGCAGUGGGAGGCGAUGUGCUCACACGCGUGGAGAACGUUCUCGUUUACGAGAUCAUUUCGAAUGGUGACCUCGAGCGCUGGAUAGGCGCAGAUGCACCCACGCCUCUCACCCUGCAGCAGCGGCUGGAAAUCCUAUUAGGUUCAGCGCGCGGGUUGGAGUAUCUGCACAGCUUUGGCAUCGUGCACCGCGACAUCAAGCCCGCCAACAUCCUUAUCGACGAAAACAUGCAGCCCAAGAUCGCAGACUUUGGGCUGGUGCGGGAAGGGGAUGGUACCACCGUGGCAUCGACGAGAGUGAUGGGCACGGUGGGAUAUAUGGACCCGGCUUACGCCAGAACGCACAACACCACCACUGCCACGGACGUAUAUAGCUUUGGCGUGCUGAUGCUGGUGGUGCUGUCAGGGAGAGGACCUGUCGUCACAGAGUUGAAGCAGCAGGACGAUGGUCCCGGCCAUCACCAUGAGGAACACGAGCCUAUAACCAUUGUCCAAUGGGCAAGGGAGCUCCUAUCAGCAGGAAAAGCAUCGAGUCUUGGGGAUACCCGCAUGGCGGCACCGGAGGACAUCAUCACACGCGUUGCCCAGCUGGCCAUCAGCUGCACUGCCAUGCCCACCGCCUCGCGCCCCUCCAUGUCCCAUGUGGCCCAAAGCCUGGAAGCGCUGCAGGCCGAGGUGGGAGGGGGGGACAAGAGUGCCUCACUAGCAGCAAGAGUGGAUGCGAAGAUUGCGAGCAAAAAGCCUGUGAGGAGCAUUGACGAGGAUCUGGAGCUGCUGAAUCUGCAGUUCUCAGAGGAGGGUAAGGCUGCAGCGGACUUGAAUGUAUCAGCAGCACCUCAAUCCAUGAGAUGA